AUGAAUGCGCCGCAAUUACCCCAGUGCGAUAGCCGGGACGAGCCUGUCAAUGAGAACACAACACCUUCGAACCACAGUUCCUCUCAUGCGGCCAGAGACUCCAGUCCGAGCUCAGAGGGCGAGCGACCCCCUUUGCCACCGAGGCCGAAUACUCUAAGCUUGCUUAACGACGAAUCGGCAUCCCGAGCAACUCUACAAGCGGGGCCUACAACGGCCAUUUCUCGAACAGAUAUUGAUACACAAACGAAUGAGGUCGCAGGGAGUGCAUACCCAUCGCUAGCCAUCCGUGGACUAUCUCAGGGCUUGAAAGCGAAAGCGAGCCUCGGUCACUUGACCAGUUCGCGGGGAAGUGAAGCUGGCGACACAUCCAGUAUUCGGAGCUCCGUUCAGAAUGGCGAUGUGGGAGAUGUGGAUGCCUUAUUCAAGGACUUUGUGGCUUCGGCUCCUGAAGGGAAUUUAGAAUCCAAAGUGCUCCUUCAUUUUCCUGAGUUUCCAGCCGACAAUUUAGACGAUGAUGAGUUCUUAACUGAAUUCGAUCCUGUCGGUGAGAUUGACGAAAAUGCUGGCAACGAAGACCUUCUUCUCGAGCGCUUCAAGGCUAAGCAAAAACACUAUUUGAUUCUAUCUGCCGCCGGCAAGCCAAUUUGGACACGCCACGGGGAUGGUGGUUUAAUAUCCACCUACGUUGGAAUCAUUCAAACCAUUAUCUCCUUCUAUGAAGAAUCGGAUGAUCAACUCAAGAGCUUCUCUGCUGGGGAUACGAAAUUCGUCAUUGUGACCCAUGGGCCAUUGCACCUUGUCGCAAUCAGUCGAAUGAUGGAGAGCGAAACCCAACUCCGACUUCAACUUGAAGCGCUGUACAUGCAGAUAUUGUCAACUCUCACGCUACCAUCUCUUUCUCAUCUAUUCUCCAUCCGACCAUCUACCGAUCUCAAGAGGCCACUGCAAGGAUCCGAAACUCUCCUCUCCUCACUGGCUGAUAGUUUUACGCGUGGCUCACCAUCUACUUUGUUGUCAGCGUUAGAAUGCUUGAAGAUCCGGAAACAACAUCGCCAGUUAAUUAACAACGCUCUUUUGAAGACGAAGGCUAACAAUUUGCUCUAUGGCUUGGUUGUCGCCGGCGGACGGCUUGUCAGUGUUGUGAGGCCGAAGAAGCACUCGCUACACCCUGGAGAUCUUCAACUUCUUUUCAACAUGGUCUUCGAAGCUGAUGGAGUCAAGGCUGGUGGUGGAGAGAGCUGGAUCCCCAUAUGUCUACCCGGCUUCAACAGCAGCGGCUACUUAUAUAUGUAUGUCAGCUUUCUCGAUCUUCGAGGUGACGUCGAUGGAAACGAGGAUAUCUCCAAAGAUGAAUCCGUGGCUAUUGUUCUGAUUAGCCCCGACAAAGAGAGCUUCUUCGAGAUGCAAGGGAUGCGGGAUGCCUUUGUUGAACAAAUGGAGAAGAAUGGUAGUCUGAAGGUAAUAAGAGCUGCAAUUGAUCAAGGCCGGCCAGCAACAACAGAUAUCGUGCCAGGCAGUGUUCUGCAUCAUUUCUUAUACAAAUCAAGGGGAAACGUACAAUUCACCAUGUCCUCCUUUGCUCCUACUUUCGAUUCGAUUGCUCGGCGUCGAAGAUUGAUGUCCAUUUAUAAUAAUCUGCAUGCAAGCAUUCAUGCCAAAAAUACGCAUGUGAAGGUUCACCAUUGCGUGUCAAGGUCAGCGAGCUCAUUCGCAUGGGUGACCCCAGUAUUCGAGCUCUACUGUGUGGCUGAGCCAAAUGCAAACCGCAAUGCAUUAGUCCAGAGCGCAACCAAGAUUGCCCAGUGGAUACAGCAAGAAGAGGAGAGACUCUUCAUCAUUGGCGGUGCGGUCUUUUGA
Molecule: messenger RNA, 1857 nt
Organism: Penicillium malachiteum
Lineage: Eukaryota; Fungi; Ascomycota; Eurotiomycetes; Eurotiales; Aspergillaceae
Product: guanine nucleotide exchange factor MON1
Exons: 4
Coding region: 1-1857 (618 amino acids)
Biological process (GO): vesicle-mediated transport; protein targeting to vacuole
Cellular component (GO): Mon1-Ccz1 complex; fungal-type vacuole membrane
Source: RefSeq, a predicted model, not a curated record